AUGGAAGGUACAUUGUUCUGCUAGUAGUAGUCACAAGUGCUGGAUAAAAGUGUAAAUGGCUUGCAUACUGUAUAACAAGUUUGGGGAAAUUAAAACAUGCGCGUGUGCAUCACCCUACUCUGAAGUGAAUAAGUGCCCGGCCCGGCCACCGCUCAACUUGUAACGUCAGCUACACAGGAAAUUGUUUGGCAUGAUUUUGAUUUUUUUUUGGGGGGCGCUGCUCACCCCCCCUGGCCAUAGCAUAUAUUGCUGAUUACAAUGCAAUGCAUUUAGGCGUUAAUAGAAGAAAAAUGUGCUGAAUAAGGCUACCGGGUCAGAGUGUUAAGUGCGUCGUUCGUUCGGGGAUGGAUUGAGUUUUGAUUUUGGAUUUGUUGUGUGUGGGAAUGGAAGUCGGAGCGAACAAGAGGUGGAUUGUGUGAGUGACAGCAUAGCCGCUGACAGGUGUCUUGUGUGAGGGGAUCGUCUCAACUAGGGGGGGCAAAAAGAGAGAGACAACUUCGCUGAAAUACUGAAGGCAGUACAUGCUGAUCCGUGAUUGUGUAAUCUUCUCGUUGAUUGUUGAUUGGAUACAGUUUUCCGAAAGGUGAGAGCACAGAGAGCACAAUGGCAGAGGAGAGUGCCAGACCCUUCGUAACUAACGAAACAACUUUUGAGUGUACCUGCGACAAUUUAGGAUGUAACAGCGAUAUCUCGAGAUGUAAGACCACAAAGCGAUGCUACGCAUCACUCACAAUAGAUGAAAAUGGUGUGGAGCAGAGAAGGAAGGGAUGUUUCAACACAGUGGAACGGACCAAUAUGUACUGCAAGAGCGCCUUCCAGGAUAACAUCAUCAUGGUGUGCUGCAAAGGAGAGAUGUGCAAUGAGAACAUCCAACCAGCCUUCCCUCCCCCUAUUCCACCAACCACUCCGAUAUCGGGGCUAAGGGAGUCAGCCUCGACCUACGACGUCGUGUACCUCGUUAUGGCCGUCCUGGGGCCCUUCUUUGCUCUCAUUGUGGGCAUCUCCUUUGCCGUCUUCAUGUACCGCUGGAUGCAUAAGAAGAGAUUACGAGAGCUGAACACAAACGAUGAGGAGUAUGCCCAACAUGCGCCUCAUGAUCUCAGAGCCGUCCCGGCAGGGGACAGCACACUAAAGGACUUAUUCGAUCAUUCCAACACAUCUGGUAGUGGUUCCGGCCUCCCUUAUCUUGUCCAGAGGACCGUUGCCAGACAGAUCACACUGGUGGAGCAAGUCGGCAAGGGACGCUACGGUGAGGUGUGGCGCGGCAACUGGCAAGACGAAAACGUCGCAGUGAAAAUCUUCAACUCCAUCGACGAGAAGUCGUGGUUCCGCGAGACGGAGAUCUACAACACCAUCAUGCUGCGUCACGACAACAUCCUGGGUUUCAUCGCGUCGGACAUGACAUCGCGGAACUCAUGCACACAGCUCUGGCUGAUAACGCACUACCACGAGUUUGGAUCGCUCUACGAUUACCUGAACCGGAACGUUAUAGACAUGAAGGUGGCCAUCCGGCUGGCGUUGUCGGCAGCCGGCGGGCUCGUCCAUCUCCACACCGAGAUCUUCUGCAACAACAGCAAGCCGGCCAUCGCCCACCGCGACAUCAAGAGCAAGAACAUCCUGGUGAAGGAGAACCACACGUGUUGCAUCGCCGAUUUGGGGCUGGCCGUGCUGCACACACGCAAGAACGACCAGUUGGACAUUGGGAUGAAUAGCCGGGUGGGCACCAAGCGCUACAUGGCGCCAGAGCUUCUGGAGGAGACCAUGAACACGGCUGAGUUUGAGUCGUUUAAGAGGGUGGAUGUCUAUGCCUUUGGUCUGGUGCUUUGGGAGAUUGCGAGGAGGUGUCAAGUUGGGGGUAUAGUUGAAGAUUAUAGACCGCCAUUCUUUGAGUACGUCUCCAGCGAUCCAGGAUUUGAAGAUAUGAAAAAAGUUGUUUGCACCGAAAUGCUUCGGCCGACUAUCCCAAACAGAUGGUCAAAUGAAACUAUGUUAAUUGCGCUUUCCAAACUAAUGAAGGAAUGUUGGUAUCACACAGCGUCGGCAAGGCACAGCUCCCUCAGGGUCAAAAAGACACUCAUGAAAAUCGCAGAGUCGUGUAACUUAAACACAACAUCCAAACUGGACUACAGUUGGGAGAAAGCGUUCAUUUGAGAGUGGGGGGAUUGGACGUGUGUAUCAAGCCAGACAAGACUGUUCUGCUGCCCUCGAGCGGUGCUGUUGCACAAUGAGGGAUGGGUGUCUGAAGGACCCUAGUAGGCCGAACCCAGAGUCUGGCUUAUCGGGAGAAGUGGACACUGGAAAGGUAGACUGCCCGAUCUCAGGCGCCCAAAACAAGAACAUUAGCUCAGCGCCAAUGUCACAUUGACACCUCCGAAUAGUGCGAUGCAAAAAUAAUGGAUUUUGCGAGCGGCUUUGUAGAGCUGCACAAACACUGGGAUCGGCGAAUAGUUUUGGUGAGCGGCAAAAAUACUGGAUUUUGCGUGUAGCUUUAUUAAGCUAGAAAAGAUAAGAUGUCUGCAACUAAAUGACAACAACUAGUGAAAGUCUGCUUCAGAGUUAAUUACUGUGCCAGCAUUAGAGAAUUCUGCCUGUAUGGCAGUGACAUUGAACAGGGAGUCUUAAUCAUACUGGUGUACGCUGACAACCCACAGCUUUGCAGACGAUAAAGCAGUCCCCUGGUAGUAAUGUAUUUUUCCUUCUUGGUCGAUUUGAAGGCAGUGAUCACGUUCAUGUGUGCCACACCCUACCUCAGUUAAGUUCUGGAUGCAUAACCAUAGGUCAUGACAGCAUGCAUUGAUGUGUCAUACAGUCUGAUAAGAAGAGUGUCUGUAAGAAGAGACUACCCCACAACAAAGACCGUGUCAGUCAGGAAGUUUUCUUCAUGUCAACGCAACCAAUCUUGAUGUCAUCUUGGCUCAAUUUCAUUUCAGGUGCUUAAGCAGACAAUUCUGUUUAGAAAUUGUGCACUUAGCAAAAAACAAGCAGAAUACCAGUCACAAAUGGUGCAUGUCACAUGGUAUUUUAACUGGUUACCAUAUUUCUGGUAAGCAUAACUUUGAUAUGACUAACUACUUUUUCUGCUUGAGCAGCUCUAGGAAAUUGGACCAUGGGAAAAGAAAGAUACAUUUCAAGAAGUUUCGGAUCAUUUAAAUUAUUGGAGAAUCAUUUGCUUCGUGUUCAUGUUUGCUUCGUGUGAACUGAGUUCCAGUUUCAUUAAGUUGCUUAAGCACAAAAAGUAGCUAAGCACAACCCAAUUGUGUUUACCAAAAUAAGGCUACUAGCCUAAGUACAAUCACACAUGUCGAUUUGUGACUGGGGUAUCCUGCGAAUUGCUUAGCAUAAAAGUUGUAAGCCAUACUUUCUGCUUAAGCUCCAUACAAUUGUGCCCUGGGGUCGAUUUCUC
Asterias rubens (European starfish) is the source of this 3403-nucleotide messenger RNA. RefSeq names its product activin receptor type-1-like. The coding region runs from base 604 to 2151 and encodes 515 amino acids. Gene Ontology annotation, molecular function: metal ion binding; SMAD binding; ATP binding. NCBI's taxonomy places the organism in Eukaryota, Metazoa, Echinodermata, Asteroidea, Forcipulatida, Asteriidae. Gene Ontology annotation, biological process: BMP signaling pathway; cellular response to growth factor stimulus; dorsal/ventral pattern formation. Gene Ontology annotation, cellular component: BMP receptor complex; plasma membrane. The transcript has 8 exons. The record is from RefSeq and is a predicted model, not a curated record.